AUGCCAAUGCGGUUAAGAGCGGAAAAGCGCAUGAGAAAGCUCCUUUUGGAGCAGCUCAAGCUGAGAAAAGUCGAAGGGUCCCGCUUGGCCCAGGGGUUUAAGUCCCCCACCCAGUUGCAGAAGUUGGGGAUGGCACCGCAAGUGUUUCUUUGGAAGAACAUGUUCUCGGGCCAAGUGUUGUACUCGCAAGUGCCCGCAUUCCACCAGCAGCAGAUCAACCAGCAGUUUAUCCAGCCUAAUUGGCAGAACCGUAAGCCCAGUCGCCGGCCCGACUUGUGGCGGGUGAUGGCGGUGGCCACGUUCGACAACUACGACUACGCCGUCGCCGCCUACCAAGGCUUAGUGGAUUUGCGUCGGGCUCGUGACACGGUGCUCAAGGAUCAAGCCCAGGAGAUGAGAAAGAAGAACGAAGAAGGUAACAUCUGGUAUUCCGGCCAGUACCGUCCCACUUACACUCAGGAAGCCGUCGCCGACUUGUCUCACGUGAUCGACGAGUUUGAGCUCGAAAACACCGAAGUGGCGUGGGAACUGUUGUGGAGAAAAGGCGACGAGUCCGUGUGGAAGCCCGAGCUCGUGCGCCACACCGAAUUGCCGGCGUUCAACCCUCGCGACCAGACGGUGAUGUUGGACGAAUUGCGCAUAAAGGCGUUGGAAGCAUUCGAGGCUGAAAGAAACCUUCAUCAAGAACAGCAGCAGAUACCCGCUGACGCCGAGGCCGCCGCCACCGCCUGA
Messenger RNA from Diutina rugosa, 732 nucleotides. Its product is annotated as mitochondrial 54S ribosomal protein mL67. The transcript has a single exon. The record is from RefSeq and is a predicted model, not a curated record. Gene Ontology annotation, molecular function: single-stranded DNA binding; structural constituent of ribosome; DNA strand exchange activity. The coding region runs from base 1 to 732 and encodes 243 amino acids. Gene Ontology annotation, biological process: positive regulation of mitochondrial DNA replication; DNA recombination. Lineage: Eukaryota; Fungi; Ascomycota; Pichiomycetes; Serinales; Debaryomycetaceae. Gene Ontology annotation, cellular component: nucleus; mitochondrial large ribosomal subunit.